Adineta ricciae is the source of this 1665-nucleotide messenger RNA. Lineage: Eukaryota; Metazoa; Rotifera; Eurotatoria; Adinetida; Adinetidae. The record is from the annotation of a GenBank genome assembly.
AUGGCGGAACCUAAAAAUAAACUCGUUAAAGUUAUCGUAGAUGCAGGAUACCACUUAUUGAAUUAUCUUGGCGGAGUAGACGCUACAAAUUAUCUUGAAAUUGUACGGACAGAUCUUCAAAUUUGUUCAUUAGCAAUUGUAUCUGACCAUGAGUUCUUUGAGAUUCUCAAGACAUUUAACCAUGAUCAACCAUUUACUGUUCCUGAAGAAAUGUAUCAGUGUUACUUGCAUGAGAAUAACAUCAUUGAUUUUCGAUUAGUACCGGUUCAUCCGUGUGAUCUGUUAUUGAAACAACCAAUACAACGUCUUUACGUACAUUCAUCUUUCACCGCCGAAGCAUUUGAAAAGUUAUCGAAAACCUAUCGAACAUCAAUUUUUCAAUGCUAUUCACGUUUACUCUCUUUCAAUACUGAUUUUUAUUCGGCUAAUUAUGGACUUCUGGAUUAUGAACUAUACGCUGAAACUGUAGGCUCCAAUAGAGAUUUAAAUGAUUACGAAAAGAGAUUUUUCAAACGUAGCACAUUCUUUCAAGUGCACAACAAUCCACAGAACUCAAUUGAAUUCGUUAAAACUCUCAAUGAGUUUCUUACAAAUUUUACUGAUCGUUUUCUGUCUGUUUAUUGGAUCGAAGCUAUUGAUUUUUCGAAAUUCAUCAUUACGGGAGGUUCUGUGAUCAACUCAUUGUGUCAAGUAUCAUUUUCCGAUACUCAUGAGCAGGAUAUUAACUUAAUUUAUCCGUCAGCAAGUCCAACUGAAUUCACAGAAGCAGUCAUGCAAUGCAUUGACAAUUUGCGAAACAACACAUUACAGUACUCGAAGUGCCAAAUAAUUGUCGAAGAAAUACCUAUGUUACGUCGAUAUGACAUCCAUCUGCCUUGUGGCAUCAAGCUUAAUUUUUCAUACAUCUCUUCUAUGGAGGAUGGUAAUAAUUCACUUUGUCACAUUCUUAACGGUUUUGAUAUUGACAUCUGUCAAGUUGCAUAUACAGGAAAACAAAUUAUUUGUACCUUUGCGUUUUUGCAAGCUAUAGCAACGAAGUCUUUUGUUGUUUAUAGCUUGCAUGGCGCAAUUAGAAAGGAUGUUUGUAUACGGAUUGAUAAGUAUAACAAACGAGGAUUCUCUUUACUCGAACCCAGAAACUUCGACGGAAACUUCACUCAUUUGAUCAAUCAAACUCUUACGCCACUGUAUCGUAUUGAACACCAAGAAAUUAUUAAUGAUGACGGAGAGGUACAAUCUCUAAAUCGUAUCGAUUACAAACUUAUUUGGUUUACUUCUUCCUUAGCUAUCAUGUCAUCAUCGACUCAUGCAAGCACACCAAUUAACGCAACUGAUGAUUCACGACCAUUGGAAUCACCUGUUAAACAUAAAGAACAAUCAUCGUGUGCUACGAACAUAGGGAAAACAGCAGGUCUUGAUGUGAAGUUUGUCAAAGCAAGUGAAUUUGCUUCUUCUGCGGAAAAAAGUGCAAAGAUUGAACAAAAUGAAAUAACAGACGAAGAAUUGCUUCAAAUGGCGGUUAUGUUUGAAAAUAAGCACUUAGAAUUUCUUUCCAACGUUAAAAAAAAUUGGAGAGCAGCAGCUAAGACUAUACUUGCUAAUAGUGAUCAACGUAAACAAUAUAAAGCUGAUAAACAAAUCAAUGAUAAAUAUGGUGUAUUAUAA